Gasterosteus aculeatus aculeatus (three-spined stickleback) is the source of this 4149-nucleotide messenger RNA. RefSeq lists its product as uncharacterized. The record is from RefSeq and is a predicted model, not a curated record. NCBI's taxonomy places the organism in Eukaryota, Metazoa, Chordata, Actinopteri, Perciformes, Gasterosteidae.
UUUGGGCCGGAAUUGCAGCCAAAAGUGAGAUAUGCACCAUUUAAAAUGAAAUACUUACCUAAUAAUUACUUACUUAAUAAUUACUAUUAUUUAAACUUUAAAAAGGAAAAAAGAUACACAAAAACAAAUUAUUUGCAUCCCAUAUAUCCUCUUUAGUGACGCGAAUCAAUGGAAGAAAUACAAUGUGGUUUGUGUUUCUUGAACGCCGGCUCCAUCUGCUGGUUAUCUCAACUCUCUUUUCACAAUGUGCUGCUUGGGCAAUGUAAAUUAAAUCAUGGAAUCAUAACAAAAGUUGGUCUGACAGUUAGCGCUUCAUGGGAGUGAUACUCGAUCUGUUAUUAUAAUUGUCUGAAGGUUUUCUGGGAGCAGUGUAAAGUUUCCCACAAACCCUCCGCAGAGGUCAGAAGUGCUUCUCUGUGACGUCCUUUGAACGUCAACACAACUUUACUGUAAUUUAUAUGUAUUAAUCCUGCUGAUGAAGCGGGAUAGCUCAAAGUUAAACAGGGAUUCCCUGGUUCUUUUACCACAGUUGAACUGCAUUGACUGUUGUCCUGGCAACCUUAUGUCACAGAGUUACAAUGCCUCUCUGUCUCAGCUCAGCUCAUCGGUUCCAUUAAUUACAUUACAUCUGCAGGGACUCAAUGAAUAGAAGAACCUGUGGUCUCCUCCUCUGAGGAAAAUUGAAAGAAAUGUACAUUAUAUUAUAUCAUUUAGAAGUAGUGGCAUCAAGUCUGUAAAGAGAGAGGACAUUUGGGAUGAAACGAUUGAGGAGCACAGAUCAGUUUUAGAGUUUUACAUCCUGGAGUUUAUGUCUAAGGAGCCUUAUGGAGCCUCAUACUAUACUGCUACAGGAUGUGGUGAGUGUUUAUGUCGGUAUUUAGUUGUUCUUCAUGUUACCUGGUGGGGAAAGAGGCCCAGACAGUUUUACUGGAAUGCCUAAAAGCAGGCAGCUGUCUUGUUAAAUGCUCUUGAGAGAUUUAGUUUUGACAUAUGGCAGAAAAGUGUCUUCGACUAAAGGACGACACAAAUCAGUUUAAUGUGCUGCUCUUCCAAUUGAGCAGUUGAGUCAUAAUAAUUUACAUUUCUCAUCUUACACAUGCUUUCUUAUUGUUGAAAGAGAGCAGAGGGCAUUCGUAUACUUUGUAAAAGCAUCUCACACAUUUUCCUACUGUCCCACAAUCCUUUAAAUUCACAUGGUUUUGGUGGAUUUGAUGCACAAAAAAGGUUUACCAAAGGCUCAACUUGUGGUCCAUGGGAGGAGGAAUAUUUUUUAAUUCAGAGACGCCACAGUUAUGCAGCGAGCUGGGCUGUGGCUUCCUUCUUUGGGCGGAUCCUCCCCCUCGUCUGGAAGCUGUUGAGUUUUCUUCCAGAUGUGGCCGUGUGCUUUUUCUAAUUAUACAAUGUUACAGGCAGAGCAUAACAGAAAUAAAGGUUUGAAAAACAACACAAACAAGAGAUAAAGGGGUGGAAGUGUUGGGUACUAACUUCAAUUAGGACUUUUCUUACUUUUGGACGUGCAAAACUAUUUAUCUAUUUAUUGCAAUAGUUUACGUUAUUGCAAUAAUUGCGUAAUGACGAGGAUGUUCUCCUAUUAAAAAAACAUUUUUAAAAAGUGGUUUGACACAUAUAUUCAUAUUGAAAUAAUCAGGAUAACACAAUGGGCUUAUAAUGAAGACGAGGUGUUUAAUUGGAAGGAUUCCCAGACAUCUUGCACAUGUUCUCAAAAAGAAAUCAAAAAGCUGCGUACACGCAGGCUCAUUCGUCUGUUUGCCUCUCACAUUCACACUUUACAAAAUGACAGUUGUUUAAAAGCAGGUUUCUUUGACUUGGUCACCCUCAACGGGGAACAGAUUGCACAGCUGUGCGACUCACGCGCACACACACUGCAAACACACAAGCAAGAGACGAGAGGGGAAGAGCCCUUAAUGAAGGAUAGCGGACAGCUCCUUUGCUCUGGUGAACUAUUGGGUGCUGCUUUGGCAGCGAGAUGCUCCUGCUGUGUCCUUUGUAUGUACAAGUGGAUCAAACAAAAGCUUAUUGAGGAAUCUCUGGGAAGCCCGAGCUGUUGGAAAGGAAUGCCCUUUUCUCUUGGAGUCCUAAUCAGUCACCGGAGGGCCCGUUGAGGUGGAGGGGGGCUCCUGGACACGGCGGGCGGACAGGAUCUCUCACUCACUCCUCACUGGUCUCAAUAAAAUCUAUUAGCUGAACACAGAGCGGCCAGAGGCUGCUCAUUGCUGCUGAUGUGAUACUGAUGAAUCAAACUCAUUGUCUGCUUUUGGCCUUUUCAUGGUCACACGGGCCGAUCCUUAUGCCGUGUCCUGGGAAUGGCUACAUACUUAAAUGCAGUAAUCAAGUAGUUUGAGAGAUCCAGAGGUAAAAGGCGGUAGUUACUAUUAACUAUAUAAAAGAAAGAAAGUGUGCGUGUGUUUCCGUCUAUAAGAAGGAGGAGUUUUCUCGCUGCGCUCCUGCGCCAAACGGGUGUUGCGUAAGUAUUACGCUGCGCCUCAUCCUGAUGUGGAGUCACCAGCAAGUUUACCCGCUGUGCGCCUGUGGAAAGGUGGCGGGACACCGACGAGCGGCUUUUCCGACGUUGACCUUCUUGAAAACUGACCUUCAACACUGCCAGGAUCUUUGUUGCUUGUAGUUCAAGGGGAAGAUAGAUGGUUCGCACGAGGCGUUUGGAAAUGGGACUUUGCAGUUAGAACCGCGAAAGAAGCCAGACGGGCGGCCAUGGGCAGCGGCACGAGCCGGGGGAAGAGGGUGACACCCGCGUGUGUCAGCGAGGUGAACGUGACCAAAACCACGGUGGGCGUCACUCCCUCCGUACAGGAACGCCGUUCGUUCAAGCCCCUCGAAGUCGGUGCGAUUCUGCGCAACGCGCGCAACCGCGCGCAGCCGGACCGCCACAGCGAUGGACACGACUCGGACUUCUCUGGGGAGGACGACGGAGGGAUGGACACCUUCCUCACGGACCGCGAGGAUCGAGAGAGAUCCGCCGUGAAGACAAACCACGCGAAGAAGACGGUCAUCAGAUCCAAAACGUACGGACUGUGCCACCGGGGCGAGGAGGAAGAGGAGGUCAGCUCGGCCCCUCGGCUGCGAACCGAGGAGGCAAGUGGCCCAAAUGAGGCCUCGAGGAGUAGGGAUGCCUUCACAGGCGCCUGCCCCGGUCAGCGCAAUGGCUUUUUGGCAAGUGGAGCUUUGUUGGAAGUUCUUCCCGCGUCAGCAAAACAAUCGACAUUUGGCAGCUGCCAUAGCUCCUGUCUCCCCAUGCCAGUGUAUGAUGGAUCAGAAGAAGCGCUGAUGGACACUAUUGAGAAAGAGUUUAGUUGACCCCAAGCUGAGAGCACAAAAACAAAACAGAAAGGGAAGCAGGGUUUCUUUUGACAAAUUCCUGCCACGAUGGAAGGCUACAUUAAUAGUAUUUAACUUAAAUGCUGCUGUGAAGGAAUCCCUGCGUUCACCCAAGUCUUAUUUACCAACAUUGAGCAGUGUAAUUAGAGCUAUAGCAUCAGUAAGUUGUCCUCACUGACCAGGUGGGACAGAUGCCUCCUUGGUUUGUUAUGGUGUCACUGUCCCACACACACACGUCCACAGUGCCGACCCCCCGCAGAGAACACAACUACUUGCUGUAUUAGUUACCUAUUACUUCACUUUAACUUGUCCGGUAAUCAGUUGAGGAGAGGGUACAGUUUCUCCAUUGUUUCUGAAACUGAAAUAAACCCUAAACACAUAUUUUUGGGAUCAUACUAUUAGCAGAAAAUAACUUUUUCCACCACCAGUUUUGUGAAUUCAGCACAAUGCAUUUAGGGUAUUUUUUUCCCCACGUGGACACCUUAGAAAAGUAUGAGCUGUGGUUGAUUAUUUAAGGUUUCAUUCCCUUGGUUCCUAUACUUUUCCACCAUUAUGAAGAAGGAAUGUGUGACAACAGAGACUCUCAGCCAGGCUCAGGUUGGACAGCUGCGUUUCAGCCCCAUUCAAACAUGACGGCCUCCUGCCGCCUGGUGGUGCAACAUGGACGUUGUGUGAAGUUGACCGGGUUUCACACAUUCGUUCCUGUUUAAUAAAAUGUAAAUCCUAAUAAAAAAUGCAGAAGAAGACUUUUGUAAUGUUGUUUUAUAUUGCAAAUAAACAAAUAGUAUUGCUGUA